UUGGGCGACCAAACAGGAGACUGUGCACAAUGGUCACUGGAGCGAAAGAAAAGUUCUAUAGCUAGUUGCGACAUUCAAUCAUAAUCACAAUUGAACGCGUACAGAUGAUGUAUGUCUACGCCAUACGGUGUACAACAGGCAAGUAAUGACCAUGAGUCUCGCGUGAAAACAACCGCCGCUGUCUCGGGCACCCUCCUUCUCGCUGGAUCGGACCGGGGCCGGCAAAAAAACAAGGCUCGGGGGACUCAAUUGUGUGUGCGUAUCGGAUACGGGAGUACGGGGAUAGACGCUGCAACGGUGGACGGAGCACAUGUUGAAUCAUGGCACGAAUGGCAACGAAUGGCUAUGAAUGGGCACAGGGCAUACAGGGCACAGGGAUUCGGACUCUUGCCAACUGCUUGUGAUUGUUCGCGUAAAAGCCUGCUCCAGUGUUGGCCCAGUGUUGGAGGACAAGGUUGCCGAAGGAUUCUGUUUGUGCGUGUGUGUGUAUCUUAACGCUUGUGUGUUACUGAAAACCUAGAGUCUAUGGGAUAGUUGUGUAGAGGGUGGUGGAAGAUGGAGGGUCGGAAGCCGUGCGGAUAGGUUAGCGGCCGGGGGGCGGAAGCAGGGCGCGGUCGAUCGCAACUCUUGGAUGUGGAG
Messenger RNA from Colletotrichum phormii, 639 nucleotides. RefSeq lists its product as uncharacterized. The coding region runs from base 112 to 495 and encodes 127 amino acids. The transcript has a single exon. NCBI's taxonomy places the organism in Eukaryota, Fungi, Ascomycota, Sordariomycetes, Glomerellales, Glomerellaceae. The record is from RefSeq and is a predicted model, not a curated record.